Setaria italica (foxtail millet) is the source of this 1575-nucleotide messenger RNA. RefSeq lists its product as uncharacterized. Bases 1 to 1575 code for a protein of 524 amino acids. The transcript is spliced from 2 exons. The record is from RefSeq and is a predicted model, not a curated record. Lineage: Eukaryota; Viridiplantae; Streptophyta; Magnoliopsida; Poales; Poaceae.
AUGCCGGACAUCAAACUUCCCCACUUCGCGGCGGCGCCGCCGCCGCCCGUUGUCGUGUUCCAAGACGACGACCCAUUGGAGCCUCGGCCUGCCGCCGGCGGGGCGCAGGCCGCCCCGGCAGCCAACGGCGGCCUGGUCCUCAAGGUGCAGUGCGAGUUCCCGGCGCUCGGGAGGGGCGCGUCCUGGGACAAGUUUGCGGUGCUCGUGGACGCCAAGGCUCCCGCCGACGUGGCGCGCGCGCCGCUGGACCUCGUCACCGUGCUCGACGUCAGCGGCAGCAUGAAUGGCCAGAAGCUGGAGCUGGUGAAGCGUGCCAUGUGCUUCGUCGUCGACCAGCUGGGCCCCGCCGACCGCCUCUCCGUGGUCACCUUCUCCAACGCCGCGUGGCGCAUCACCCACCUCGCACGCAUGUCGGCCGCCGGGAAGGCCGCGGCGAAGCUGGCCGUGGAGCGCCUCGUCGUCGUGGGAGGCACCAACAUUGGCCAGGGCCUCCUCGUGGGCACCCAGGUGCUCCUCGGCCGCCGCCACAGGAACGCCGUCGCCAGCAUGAUCCUCCUCUCCGACGGGCAGGACACGUGCCUCCCGCCUGCGAUCGCCCAGCCGAACGGUGGCGUCGCCAAGAGUUACGCGAGCCUCGUGCCGCGCUCGUUCGCGUCGGCCGGCUCCCGGCCCGGGCCGAUCCACACGUUCGGCUUCGGCGCCGACCACGACGCCGCCGCGAUGCACGCCAUCGCGGAGGCCACCGGCGGCACCUUCUCCUUCGUCCAGGACCAGGCGGCGAUCCAGGACUCGUUCGCGCGCUGCGUCGGCGGGCUCCUCUCCGUCGCCGUGCAGGAGACGCGCGUCGCCGUCACGUGCCUGCACCGGGGCGUGCGGGUCCAGGACGUCAAGUCCGGAUCCUACGAGAGCAACGUCGCCGCCGACGGCCGCGCCGCCACCAUCGACGCCGGCGAGCUCUACGACGACGAGAGGAGGCUCUUCCUGGUGCUCGUGUACGUGCCGAGGGCCCGCGCGACGGAGGAGGUCACCCGCCUCGUCAAGGUCAGCUGCACCUACGGCGACGCCGCGACAGGGCAGACGGCCCACGCCGCCGCCCCCGCCGCGGUGAUCCAGAGGCCGCUGGAGCUGGAACACAUGCCGCCGCCGUCCAUCGAGGUCGAGCGGGAGCGCGUCCGGCUCGCGGCGGCCGAGGGCAUCGCGGCGGCGCGGGCGGUGGAGCGGUCGGCGCCGGGGGCGGCCGGCGACGACCCGACGUGCGAGGCGAUCAAGGAGGAGCUCCGCGACCUGAGCGCCCGCGUCGGCGACCGGCGGGAGUACCAGCAGACGGGGCGCGCGUGCCUGCUCGCCGGCAUGAGCUCGCACGCGCAGCAGCGAGCGUCAGGGGUGGAGCUGCAGGGGUCGGCGGGGAAGGCUGCUGCUACUGCUACUACUAGGGCGUACCUGACUCCCAAGAUGGAGGAGAUGGUGGAUCUGUCGCGUGAGAGCAGCAGGAAGCGUGGCAGCAGCCAGAGGCCAGGCGGCAGGUCCGAGCAGGUUAUUAAACAGGUCAAGCAAGAUCUCAGCGAGAAUUUCUGA